GCCAUCUAGAAGAGACGAGAGCUUUGACAUUUUUCUCGUCCACUCGGACACGUGUCAAACUAUUACUCGUUAUAGCUUCGCCGACUUAGCUUUGUCGUGAACGAGAGUCGUCUUCAGCCUUUAGUAUAAAUCUAAACCCAAAUACUUGUUCUCUCUCUCACAAUUCUAAAAAUCUAAAAAAGCAAUCAGCCAAUCACCUCUCUCAAAUCGCAAAUUACGAUCAAGAUGCAGAUCUUCGUUAAGACACUGACAGGGAAGACGAUCACUUUGGAGGUGGAGAGCUCUGAUACCAUCGACAACGUUAAAGCCAAGAUUCAGGAUAAAGAAGGUAUUCCUCAGGAUCAGCAAAGAUUGAUCUUUGCCGGUAAGCAGCUUGAAGAUGGGCGUACCCUCGCUGACUACAACAUUCAAAAGGAGUCAACUUUGCAUCUCGUCCUCAGGCUCCGUGGCGGUAUGCAAAUCUUCGUUAAGACAUUAACCGGAAAGACUAUUACUUUGGAGGUGGAGAGUUCAGAUACUAUUGACAACGUCAAGGCUAAGAUCCAGGACAAGGAGGGUAUUCCUCCGGAUCAGCAGAGGUUGAUCUUUGCCGGCAAGCAGCUCGAGGAUGGUCGUACCUUGGCUGACUAUAACAUUCAGAAGGAGUCUACUCUCCACUUGGUCUUGCGUCUACGUGGAGGUAUGCAGAUCUUUGUCAAGACACUGACCGGGAAGACCAUUACUCUAGAGGUGGAGAGUUCCGACACCAUUGACAACGUGAAAGCCAAAAUCCAAGACAAAGAAGGCAUUCCUCCGGACCAGCAGCGUUUGAUCUUUGCCGGCAAGCAGCUCGAGGAUGGUCGCACCCUAGCUGACUACAACAUCCAGAAAGAGUCGACCCUUCACUUGGUGCUACGUCUCCGUGGUGGUUUCUAAAAACUUUGGUUUUAAAAGUUUACUGAUAACUAUGUUUGCGUUGUGAUCUCUCCUUUCGUUUUAAAGACAAAUAAAAGUUAUCUAUUGGAAUGUGUGGUCUUUUGCUUUUUUAUCCUCGUAUAUUUCUUCAAUUCUUAUAUGAUUGCUAUUUGUUGGUGGCA
Messenger RNA from Brassica rapa (field mustard), 1076 nucleotides. Its product is annotated as polyubiquitin 11. Gene Ontology annotation, molecular function: protein binding. The record is from RefSeq and is a predicted model, not a curated record. NCBI's taxonomy places the organism in Eukaryota, Viridiplantae, Streptophyta, Magnoliopsida, Brassicales, Brassicaceae.